Aspergillus novofumigatus IBT 16806 is the source of this 1070-nucleotide messenger RNA. RefSeq names its product rRNA-processing FCF1 family protein. The record is from RefSeq and is a predicted model, not a curated record. The transcript has 4 exons. NCBI's taxonomy places the organism in Eukaryota, Fungi, Ascomycota, Eurotiomycetes, Eurotiales, Aspergillaceae. Gene Ontology annotation, cellular component: nucleolus; small-subunit processome. The coding region runs from base 119 to 697 and encodes 192 amino acids.
CUUUACAUGAACAGUUUCAACGCCUUAACCUCGCCUUAACCUCGCCUUCAAUUCUGUCUGAUCAGAAUAUUUGCCUGAGCGCUGAAAAUCAUUCAUCUGCACUAACUCAUCAGUCACGAUGGGUAUCGCUAAGAAGACUCGCAAGUUCGCGCAGGUCAAACGCGCCAUCAGCCAGCGAGACAACCGCGUCAAGCAGCCCUUGAACGGCAAAAAAGAAGAGAAGAAGCCCCAAGGCGAAGAACUCACCCGACACAUCCCCGUCGCUCCAUCAAACAUGUUCUUCGCCGCCAACACCGCCCUGGGUCCUCCCUACACCGUGCUCGUGGAUACCAACUUUGUUUCACACACGAUCCGCGCGAAGCUGGAUAUGCUGCCUGCUAUGAUGGAUCUGCUGUAUGCCAAGUGCAUCCCAACCUUCACAGACUGCACCAUUGCCGAGUUGGAGAAGCUGGGCCCGAAGUUUCGGCUGGCGCUGAGGGUCGCAAAGGAUCCGAGAUGGAAUAGGCUGCACUGUGACCACGCUGGUACCUAUGCUGAUGACUGCAUUGUGGACAGGGUCAUGAAGCACAGAAUCUACACCGUCGCUACGAACGAUAAGGACCUCGUGCGGCGCAUCCGCAAGAUACCCGGUGUGCCGAUCAUGAAGGUUGCCAGAGGCAAAUAUGUUAUCGAGCGGCUACCGGACAGCUUCGACUGAGCGGCUUGAAUAUUCUUGCGAAAAUCUCCUGUCGAGGGCGAACCACAGCGCACCGGGGAAUUUAUCAUCUUUGCAUGUCAUUGCGCUGUGUCUUGAGCUUCGAGGCGGCUAUCUAUCAUCUGAGGUUGCUACAGCGUCCCUCCCGAGGCAGUUCGAACAUUUUCAGUCGAGCUGGGAGGAAACAACAGAGAUGCAUUACUCGGUUCACGAGGGUUGGAUCAAGAGUUUGCUUUCAUGCGUGUCGCUGGCCACAGCUCGAUCCCAUUGGCCGGCCCGCAGCCAGCAGGACCUGGCUCCCCGUCAAGGUGUAUACCUUGAUGCACGCAAUCUCUGGGCAGGUAUGGGACGGCCACAGGGGCACUGUGGUGCGCUU